CCGUGAUUUGCGGGGUGCCCGUCGUUUUCAGACCUUUCUUGUGGGGCCUAUAUUUAAUAUGGGAUCUAUAUAAGAACCCGCAAAAUAUGUGCGCCUUAAAUGUGUUAACUUUCAUACUGGAAGCAUCCUAUAGCAAUUACGCGCAAGUCGGUCUUAAAUUGAAAUUAAAAUAGAGUUGUCUCCCCUACUCCAGGUCAGUAAAGAACCCAUCUCUACAUCAUCUAGACGCUUGCACAUUGUGUCACACCGGUCUUACUGACGUCACCAUUUAUGUAUAGAAUGGACGCUUGCAUAGAACCCGCAAUUUUAUGUAUGCCCCGCAGUUAAAGCGCGUGAAGUGAUAUAGAACACGAAGAUCAGAAAAUGGCGGCAGUUAACGGGUGUUACAUGUGAUAUUGAAAAUUAAUAGAUCUACAGUACUCAGUAAUGAUGUAUUUCAAGGAAAUGAGACCAAGAAGAAAGAAACAGGAGAAUGUGGCAGCAGACUGCAUUGAUUCAGGGGAGGACCUCAAAGAUUUUGUUAUUGAACAUAUACCACCAAAAGGUCUUGGUGUUAGAACAACAAUAAAUAGAACAAAAGGAGAUUUCUUAAUGAUUUAUUCCGGCGAACUGAUAACAGAAAGAGAAGGGGAAGAACGUGAAGAACGUGAACCAUCCGUGUUUAGAUACUUCUUCCAAUAUAAAAGGAAAGGGUGGUGUAUGGAUGCUACUAGUGAAUUAGAUGUUGGGCCUCGGCUAGGUCGUCUGGUGAACCACGGUGGUAAAGGUAGAAAUUGUGUUAUGAAAACCCUGGAGUUCAACAAAAGGCCAUAUCUUUGCUUGUUUGCUGCUAAAGAUAUUCCACAAGGUGAAGAGUUACUGUAUGAUUACGGCAUUAAGGAUUUGCCUUGGGAGAGAAAAGCUGACACAGAAUUGGUGGCCGCUACUGACAAUCUGGAGAACAUGCUGGAGGCCCAGACUACAGACAAUCUGAAGAACAUGAAGGAGGCCCAGACUACAGACAAUCUGGACAACACGCUGGAGGCCCAGACUACAGAUAAUCUGGAGAACAUGCUGGAGGCCCAGACUACAGACAAUCUGGAGAACAUGCAGGAGGCCCAGACUACAGAUAAUCUGGACGAAAUGCUGGAGGCCCAGACUACAGAUAAUCUGGAGAACAUGCAGGAGGCCCAGACUACAGACAAUCUGGAGAACACACUGGAGGCCCAGACUACAGACAAUCUGGAGAACAUGCUGGAGGCAGAGGCUACAGACAAUCUGGAGAACAUGCAGGAGGCCCAGACUACAGAUAAUCUGGACGAAAUGCUGGAGGCCCAGACUACAGAUAAUCUGGAGAACAUGCAGGAGGCCCAGACUACAGACAAUCUGGACAACACACUGGAGGCCCAGACUACAGACAAUCUGGAGAACAUGCUGGAGGCAGAGGCUACAGACAAUCUGGAGAACAUGCAGGAGGCCCAGACUACAGAUAAUCUGGACGAAAUGCUGGAAGCCCAGACUACAGAUAAUCUGGAGAACAUGAAGGAGGCCCAGACUACAGAUAAUCUGGAGAACAUGCUGGAGGGCCAGACUACAGAUAUUCUGGAGAACAUGCUGGAGACCCAGACUACAGAUAAUCUGGAGAACAUGCUGGAGGCCCAGACUACAGACAAUCUGGAGAACAUACAGGAGGCCCAGACUACAGAUAAUCUGGAGAACCCGCUGGAGACCCAGACUACAUAUAAUCUGGAGAACAUGCUGGAGGCCCAGACUACAGACAAUCUGGAGAACAUGCUGGAGGCCCAGACUACAGACAAUCUGGAGUUAAUUCUGGAGGCCCAGACUACAGACAAUCUGGAAAACGUGCGGGAUGCCCAGACUAUAGACAAUCUGGAGAACAUGCUGGAGACCCAGACUACAGACAAUCUGGAGAACAUGCUGGAGAUCCAGACUACAGACAAUCUGGACGAAAUGCUGGAGAUCCAGACUACAGACAAUCUGGACGAAAUGCUGGAGGUCCAGACUAAAGACAAUCUGGAGAACACGCUGGAGGCUCAGACUACAGACAAUCUGGAGAACAUACUGGAGGCCCAGACUACAGACAAUCUGGACGAAAUGCUGGAGGCCCAGACUACAGAUAAUCUGGAGAACAUGCUGGAGGCCCAGACUACAGAUAAUCUGGGCAACAUGCUGGAGGCCCAGACUACAGAUAAUCUGGGCAACAUGCUGAAGACACAAAUUAUGACUGAGGAGCAGGUACACCCCAGCAAGAUACAGGACCAGAUCUCCGGUAAUAAUGCCCUGAUGAAGGAGAUGGCUGUGCGACUUACCAGCCUUAAGUCUAUACAGACAGCUGCAGAGGAGCUGAUCAAACAAGCCACUGAUUUGCAGGAUGGUGAUGCGAAAGAUAUUCCUCAUGGCACCAACAAGUUCUGGGAUGAACUGCAACAGUUGACACAUACGCUGAAGCACAUGUCUGACAGGCUUGGCAAUCAGGAGCCCACGGUGGAGCCCACGGUGGAGCCCAGCCUCAUCCGGGAACAGCAGGAAACACUAGAGAUCUCCAGUGAUGAAGAAGUGAUCAAUGUUGAUAACAAUGAUGAAGAUGAUGAUGAGGUGAUAGUGAGGAAAUCGCAGCUCAAGAAAAAAGGAAGAAGGAAACCUAAACUGUUUGAUUUAGGUACGCUGCAGUUUAUAAUUAAAAUGUUAUAG
Messenger RNA from Dreissena polymorpha, 2691 nucleotides. RefSeq lists its product as uncharacterized. Lineage: Eukaryota; Metazoa; Mollusca; Bivalvia; Myida; Dreissenidae. Gene Ontology annotation, biological process: signal transduction. Gene Ontology annotation, molecular function: protein binding. The transcript is spliced from 9 exons. Bases 427 to 2691 code for a protein of 754 amino acids. Gene Ontology annotation, cellular component: membrane. The record is from RefSeq and is a predicted model, not a curated record.